This is a messenger RNA of Diuraphis noxia (Russian wheat aphid), 2178 nucleotides long. It is a transcript of the gene Art7, whose product is annotated as arginine methyltransferase 7. Gene Ontology annotation, biological process: peptidyl-arginine methylation, to asymmetrical-dimethyl arginine; chromatin remodeling. Gene Ontology annotation, molecular function: protein-arginine N-methyltransferase activity; histone methyltransferase activity. The record is from RefSeq and is a predicted model, not a curated record. Lineage: Eukaryota; Metazoa; Arthropoda; Insecta; Hemiptera; Aphididae.
ACGGCAAAAGCGAAACUAGUCGAUGAAUAAUGAAUUAAAUAUUAAAGUAUUCAACAUCAACAUCGUGCUUAAAUUUUGCGCGUUGAAAUUUAAAAAAAAAAAUUGCAGUCGUAAGACUGCGUGCGGCCAACUAACCGCUAGACAUCCACGGGUUCAACAAUUUAUUCCAAACAAAUCAAAAAUAUCAUGGAUGAAAAUUGGGAAGUGAAUUCUAUGAUGGAAUUUGAUCACCAUCAAAAUAUUGCCCGAGCUGCUUUUGGAGAUAUGCUCUAUGAUAGUGACAGAAAUCAGUUGUACUAUAAAGCAUUGAAAAAAGAAAUCACUAGAUUGCAUAAAGCUAACAAAAAAGUCCAUGUUCUAGACAUUGGAACUGGUACUGGUCUACUAGCUAUGAUGGCUGCUAAAUGUGGUGCCGAUUCUGUUUAUGCCUGUGAAGAAUUUGAAGAUUCCUAUAAAUGUGCAAAAGAAAUAAUAAAGUCAAAUAAUUUGGAUAGCAAAAUUGUUCUUAUCCACAAGAGMUCUCAAAAGUUAAAAGUUGGUGUAGACUUACCUCAUCGUAUGAACUUAUUAGUCACAGAAGUUUUUGACACAGAGCUCAUUGGUGAAGGAGCUAUUUCAGUGUUCAAUCAUGCUCAUCAGGAACUAUUAACAGAUGAUUGUAUUGUAAUACCUUCUGAAGCUAUCGUUUAUGCUCAAGUAAUCGAAAGCAAAUAUAUAAGAAAUUUUAAUAGAGUUAAUGAUGUGUAUCACAAUAAUAAGUUAUUGAUUAAGACACCUGAAAACAUAAAGAAUUGCCAAGGUAUUGAAAGUGUAUUUGACUUACAACUCGGUGAACUACCAACAGAUUCUUUUAAAACAUUAAUCCCUGCACAAGUUAUGUUCAGGUUCAAUUGGAAUGAUAAAAAUGGUGUGAUAACAGACCGUAAAAAUGCUAUUCAUUGUAAAUCAAAAGAAAAUGGUAUUGCUCAUGCUGCAUUUGUGUGGUGGGAUUUAGCCAUGGACACUGAUGGUGAUAUUAUGUUGAGCUGUGCCCCUAAAUGGCAUUUGCAACAGCAUAACGUACCUUGGAGAGACCAUUGGAUACAAGGAGUGUAUUACUUUGCUAAUGAAGUGAACUUAAAAACAAAUGAAGAAGUCAAUGUAAUUGGUUACCAUGACGAAUUAUCAUUUUGGUUUGACACCAAUAAGUCUAGUUCAUAUUUAGAUGUUCCUUUUCCUUAUUGUGAAUGUGAUUUUCAUCGAGUCAUUAGCAGGACUCUUAUUGGGCAAAUUAAUGAUCACUACCUUACAAACAAUUAUUUAACCGCAUUGAAAAAAUAUAUUCAACCAAAUAGUAUAUGUCUAUUUUUUGGCAACUUGUCAUUUAUGGGACUCGCAGCAGCUCUAUUUGGCGCGUCAAAAGUUUAUUAUUAUGAUGUUAGUGGGCCUCAGGGUUUUGAAAAAGUUAUACAUUCAUUUAUUAGAUCUAAUGAAUUGGAAGAAAAAGUUGUUAUAUUGAAAACAUACAAAGAAGUAUUGGAAAUAAUUUCAAAACAAAAAGAGAAUGAGAAAGAAAUAUGUACAGUUUUUAUGGAACCAUCCAAAUGGAUUUUACCUGAAUGGAUUGAUAUUGUGAAAUAUUCUCUUCAAGUAAAUCCAAAAACAAAAAUAUUUCCUAGAGAAGUUACUGUGAAAAUUCAAGCUGUAGAAUUUGAAGAUUUAUGGAAAAUUCGAGCUCCUUUGACUGAAGUUGAAGGGUUUGAAAUAAUACCAUUCAAUGAAAUUGUCCAGGAGAGCAUAAAAAUAUCAGAUGGAUUACUGGAAGAAAAGCCGUUGUGGGAAUACCCAAGCAAAAGCCUUUCAAAUGCUUAUGAUUUGUUUACUUUGAAUUUUGAAAACAUUGCAAAUGAAUCUAGUUUGAUUCUCAAAAACUUACUUACUGUACAAAUUAAAAACAAAGGUAUUUGUCAUGGGCUUGUUUGUUGGGUAGAUUGGUGUUUGGAUACAGAUGUAUGUUUCUCAUUUGGCACAUCAAACAGAAAGAUCUAUAACUCAAAUUGGUAUCCUUAUGCACGACAAAGGAUUUAUUUUUUAAAUAAAUAUCAGAAUGUUAUUCCUGAAGAUGUUAUAAAUUGUGAUGCGAUUUUGUGUAAAAAUGGCAAUUUGUUAGUUAGUUUUUGUAAUACCUAUGAUCAUUAA